This is a messenger RNA of Penicillium brevicompactum, 870 nucleotides long. Its product is annotated as bZIP transcription factor. The record is from RefSeq and is a predicted model, not a curated record. Bases 1 to 870 code for a protein of 289 amino acids. Gene Ontology annotation, molecular function: DNA-binding transcription factor activity. Gene Ontology annotation, biological process: regulation of DNA-templated transcription. NCBI's taxonomy places the organism in Eukaryota, Fungi, Ascomycota, Eurotiomycetes, Eurotiales, Aspergillaceae. The transcript has a single exon.
AUGAGUUCCCAAGAGCCUCCCAGGAGGCGAGAGUCACGCUCGGGGACUAGAAAGGUAUCCACAUUAUCCACGGAACAGCUCGAGCGGAAACGUGCCAACGAUCGAGAAGCCCAACGAUCUAUUCGCCAGCGCACGAAGGAACAUAUAGAGCAACUUGAGGCUCAAGUUGCCUCCUUUCAGUCACAGAUCGAGGAGAUGAGGCUCCGAACCGAUCGAUUCGAUGAAGUCAUGCAACGAAAUGCAUUGCUGGAAGAAGAAAUGAGUCGUCUGAAGCAACAGAUAGCUUCUCUCACUGGGCGACCGGAAUACGUUGCCGACAGUGAGUCGAUGGGUCCUUUUCGAAGUGGCUGGACUAUGGAGGGCGCCCAGAGCAACACUCCAUCCGAGAUCUCCACAGCAGGGACCUUGCUAUCGCCGCACUUUGCCCCAUCCUCGAACCCCAGAACGCCAUCAGCCCUUUCGGCGUCGAGUCGGGCUUCUCAUCAGCAUGACUGGCAACAAUACCCCUCCGCGAGAUCACCAUCCCUGGGUGCAUCCUCCAACCCAGAAUAUCCCAGCCGCAUGGAUUCGUACGUGAUAGACGGCCAGCUUCAUCAAGGACAGCGCAUUUUUCCACCCUCGAUCCCUGGCACAGCACCUCAUAUCAGCUUCGGUGGCCCAACAGACCAACAACAGUCUGCUCCUCCCUUCUCUCAACCCUCUUAUGGCAGCCGAUCGCUCUCUAUGCCGAACGCCAGUUCCGUAUCCCAACCAACCUCCGAAUCCUUCCAACCCUCAGGCUCAGCGUACCCGCAACAAAUGCCGCAACAGCAGCAACAACAACAGAGUGAAGGGUAUGACUACAAUCCUCAAUGGACAUCUCAAUCAUGA